AUGACUCUUUGCUUAUAGGAUACUGCUCUACAAAAACCAAGAGAAGUUUUCAGGCUUCCUACAGACUUGACAGCGUAUGACAAUCGCCUGUGUGCCUCGAUGCACUUCUCGUCUGCCACGUGGGUCACGCUCUCUGAUGGCACAGGAAGGCUCUAUUUCAUUAAAUCAGGCAAGCGUGGAAACACUGCGUCUGAAAAGUGGGAGAUCAUGUUUAAUGAAGAACUAGGAAAUCCAUUUAUUAUAGCCCACAGUGUUUCAUUUGUAAAAUCUGGUGUGCAUUCAGUAGCUGUGCUGCUGCUUAGGGUAGAAAAAGAUGAACUGGACACAAAAGGAAGUGGAUUUCAUGUUACCUUGGAAUGGCUUACAGUUGCAGAGAUAAGCAAAGAGGGUAAGUGACAUGAAAUCUUUAAAAGGAGAGUUUUACAAGGAAAAUCAGUCCCUCAUUAUGCAGCAAUAGAGCCGAGUGGGGAUGGGCUAAUGAUCGUUUCCUACAAACCGUUCAAAUUUGUGCAAGAUGAAGAUGACAAAUUAGAAGAAAAUGAUGAUGCAGAAACAACAAAUGAAAAGAGAGACCCUCUGUAUUACUGGCAGCAGACUGAAGAUGAUGUGACCAUAGCAGUUCAUAUUCCUCAAGAUAUCACUAAGGAUGACAUAAAAGUACACUUUUCCCCUGAUAACAUAUGUGUUAGGCUGAAAGACCAGCCGCCUUUGAUGGAAGGAACACUCUAUUCAUCUGUGGACCAUGAAAGCUGCACAUGGAUAAUUAGAGAUAACAAAAGUUUGGAGAUUUCUCUAAUUAAGAAAAACGAGGGAUCCCAGUGGCCAGAGCUAAUACUUGGUGACACAAGAGGGGAAUUCAUUAUGGACUCUUCCCAGCGCUCUGAAAUAUCUGACAGCCUAAUGCAUCUUACCUCUGAAGUAAUGAAUCCAAACCCUGAAAAGGAAAAACCACCUUGUAAUGCUCAAGAAUUAGAAGAAUGUGAUGCUUUUCUUGAAGAUAGUGCAAGCUUGUGCAGAUUUGAUGGUGACACCUUGAAAGUCACUCAUAUAAUUCAUCUUGGAAGCAACCAGUAUCUCUUCUCAGUUGUUGGGGAUCCCAAAGAAAUGCCAUGCUUUUGCCUGAGGCACGAUGUUGAUGCUCUUCUCUGGCAGCCUCACCCUGACCAACCAGAGAACAUGUGGGAACACAUUGCAACUUUUAAUGCUUUAGGCUACGUCCAAGCAUCAAAGCAAGACAAGAAGUUCAUGGCUUGUGCUCCAGAUUACUCCUUUGCUGCUCUCUGUGAGUGCUUGCGACGAGUUUUCAUCUAUCGCCAGCCGGCCCCUCUGUCCACAGUUCUCUACAACAGGAAGGAAGGAAGACAAGUAGGACAGGUUGCUAAGCAGCUAGUGGCAACCCUGGAAGCCAAUGAUCCCAUCUUAGGCUUUCAAGCUACGACUGAGAGAUUAUUUGUUCUCACAACAAAAACCUUGUUUUUAAUAAAGGUGAACUCUGGAAAUUAACUAUUCAACAUAUUCUGUAGUUUGUGUUAACAAUUUGUUUAAGUACUGGGUAGAUAAGUGAUCUGAGAAGUUCAGUACAAUUUUCUGAAGCUUAAAAAGCAGAUAUUUUACAGGGGAAUC
Messenger RNA from Merops nubicus (carmine bee-eater), 1623 nucleotides. RefSeq names its product NudC domain containing 1 (gene NUDCD1). The transcript is spliced from 8 exons. The record is from RefSeq and is a predicted model, not a curated record. NCBI's taxonomy places the organism in Eukaryota, Metazoa, Chordata, Aves, Coraciiformes, Meropidae.